GCUGCGAAGUGAGGCAGUUAUACAGGACAGAAGACCACAAUGAAGAUGCUUCUCGCCACCGGAAUCACCAUUCUUUUCUUCGCAUAUGCAUCUUGCCAACGUCAAGAGGGGAAUACUGUUACGUUCAAAUGGCAAAGAAACAUUAACCCAGACGCUAAACCCUUUUACGUAGAGGAACAUGCAAGUGUCUUGAGACCAGGGGUCAUCCUCAUGUCGUCGGAGAGUCCCGCCCUCCACGAGAAGCAGUACCACAGAUCCCAGAGUCUACAUGAUUUCACAAAGGGGAUUCUUGCAAUCAAACACUUGGAUACACGGGGCGGAAGAGGUAUUUGUUUCUUGACACAUCCCGCCAAGACAUUCGAUGAAACAGUGAAGGAUCUUCAGACGAGGGCCGGAAUGGGCGAGGUCGUCCUGGAGGAACCAGAACAUUUCUACAAAGUGCCAUCUAAGGAGUCUGUUCCACGCACUGACAGCAUAUCCGUGAAUAACUUUUGCCGUGGUGCUCCUAUGUACCAAGUUGAAGAAUUUUAUCGCCCCUUCCCACGGGAUUAUCCUUGGAUUAUCAGAACUCUCUGCAUCUACUGGCCUCUUCGGUUCUGGUGGCCGAUUGAUUUUCCCGUAGACUUUGUCCCGACCUUCUACGUGUAAGGGCCUGGUGGUAGAGGCGUUAGCUCAUCCCGCAAAGAGUCUGGGUUCGACACCUUAUGUGAGACCCAUUCUAAGUGACUUCCGCAUGAGGUCGAUGGUAUACACAUUAAAUCUUUUUCACCAUCGACAAUUAAAAUGUUUUGGUUUAAAAUUCUUGUAUUGGUAAGCCCAAAAUAUAAUACAAAGACUAUCACCAAAAACUUUCACCCGAGGGCCAAUACUAUCAACAUAACACUGAAAUUGUUCUAGUAUUAUAAUACUAGUAAAGAGCUAACAUAAAACCUUCAUCAUAAUUUGUUUCAUUAUCAUAAGACAGGGGAAAAUUACAUGGGGGCAGUUGUAACACUGUGUUACAAUUGACCCCGGUGUCCCCUACUCAAUCAUCCAAUAUCGACAGUGGUGGUUCUGUAAGUAAUAGUAAUUAGGAGAUAAACAUCAUGUGUUGGCCAAUUUCCGGGUGUUAUUGAGUAUUUGAAGCAUGGGAAUUCAU
Molecule: messenger RNA, 1138 nt
Organism: Haliotis rubra (blacklip abalone)
Lineage: Eukaryota; Metazoa; Mollusca; Gastropoda; Lepetellida; Haliotidae
Exons: 5
Coding region: 40-648 (202 amino acids)
Source: RefSeq, a predicted model, not a curated record